AGCUGGGUCGAUGACAAGACGCCCUGGACCACGCGGUACGGCUCCAUCGCGGGGCUGGCAGAGCUGGGCCACGACGUGAUCAAGACCCUGAUCCUGCCACGGCUCCCGGCCGAGGGCGAGCGGGUGCGGAACAUUCUGGAAGGGCCGGUGGUGAGCACCAUCGACCGCAUCGGGGCUGACCACGUGCAGAGCCUGCUGCUGAAGCACUGUGCCCCGGUGCUGGCCAAGGCCCGCCCUCCCCCCGACAGCCCCGAGUCGUACCGCGGAGAUUUCGGGUACCUGGGGGGGCUCCUCUGCUCCCACGUGGUGAAAGCGCGGGCACAGGCGGCACUGCAGGCCCAGCAGGUGAACAGGACCACGCUGACCAUCACACAGCCCCGCCCGACGCUGACGCUGUCCCAGGCCCCGCAGGCCCCGGGGGGGCCCCCUCGCCCCCCCAGCAUCAUCAAGGUCCCCAGUGCCAUCGCCCUGCCCGUCCCUGUCCCCGUCCCUGUCCCCACCCUGGCCUCGGGCCGGCCCGGGACCCCCACCCAGCCCUCGCCACCCCCCCCCAAAUUCAUCGUCAUGUCCUCGGCCAGCAGCGCCAGCCAGCAGGUGAUCACCCUGAGCACGUCCCCCGCCCCCACUGCCACCUCCCCUGUCACCACCACUGUCCCCAGCGUGCAGCCACUGGUCAAACUGGUGUCAGCCCCCGCUGUCCCCAGCGCCACCGGCGCCACCGGCGCCACCGGCGUCACCGGCACGGUGCAGAAAUACAUCGUGGUGUCCCUGCCCCCCUCUGGGGACACCAAAGGUGGCGCUGCCACCGCCCCCGCCCCCCCCGGGGCCACCCCGCCCGCCGCCACCCCGCAAUUGUCCCCAAGUGCCACCGGCGGGUCCCCGGUGGCGGCCACGCCCAAGGUGGAGGCUGGGGACAGUCCCCAAGGGCCGGCGGCCACCUCUGUCACCUCUGUCACCUCUGUCACCUCUGUCACCUUCGGCAAAGCCAACGGCACCCCCGGGGGGGGCACACAGGAGCCAGCGGGCGGGCAGUGACAGCCAGGUGUCCCCAAAGUGUCCCCAAAGUGUCCCCAAAGUGUCCCCAGAGGGUCCCCAAAGUGUCCCCAAAGUGUUCCCAGAGGGUCCCCAAAGUGUCCCCAAAGGGUCCCCAAAGUGUCCCCAAAGUGUCCCCAGAGGGUCCCCAAAGUGUCCCCAGAGGGUCCCCAGUGGGGCCAGUGUCCUCCAGGCUGGGGACACGGGGCUGUGGGGGUCCCCAAAAUGUCCCCAAAGUGUCCCCUGGGGACCCCACCCCAGGGCUGUGUGGAACUCUGUUAAUAAACUCCCAGUUU
This is a messenger RNA of Cinclus cinclus, 1328 nucleotides long. RefSeq names its product TATA-box binding protein associated factor 6 (gene TAF6). The transcript has 5 exons. Gene Ontology annotation, molecular function: transcription coactivator activity; RNA polymerase II general transcription initiation factor activity. Gene Ontology annotation, biological process: transcription initiation at RNA polymerase II promoter; RNA polymerase II preinitiation complex assembly. The annotation marks the transcript as partial. Lineage: Eukaryota; Metazoa; Chordata; Aves; Passeriformes; Cinclidae. Gene Ontology annotation, cellular component: transcription factor TFIID complex; SLIK (SAGA-like) complex; SAGA complex. The record is from RefSeq and is a predicted model, not a curated record.